AGCAGUGAUUCUGUACUUUGUUAAGCUCUAGGGUUAUUAGUGGGCAACUGGGCGUGGGAUAGAUAAUGAGGAGCUAAGCGAGGGAUGCUGGGGUUUGAGAUGUUGGACUAUCAGGCCAUCUUUCUUUACGUAUUACUUGCUAUAUUUACUUUCUUUUUUCAAUGUUUCAACAUUAUUCCACCACCUGCUACCUUCUUCAUGCGAGCCAUGACUGCUUCACAAUACUUAUAUACAAAGGCUUAUCACAGCAGUGAGGUGGAUCUUGAUAUAGUUUACUGGAUUUCAACCAAAGGGUGAAGGAAUAACUACAAGACAUAGUACGAAGAGAAAAAGAAGAGAAACGAGAGGCGGCGGCUAUAUAUACGGCUCGCUAACAGGCGUGGAAAGUGCUAGAAGGAACGCGCU
Aplosporella prunicola CBS 121167 is the source of this 405-nucleotide messenger RNA. RefSeq lists its product as uncharacterized. The transcript has a single exon. Lineage: Eukaryota; Fungi; Ascomycota; Dothideomycetes; Botryosphaeriales; Aplosporellaceae. Bases 85 to 297 code for a protein of 70 amino acids. The record is from RefSeq and is a predicted model, not a curated record.